AUGACAGAAUCAAGGAUAUCAUUUGAGGAUGUGGCUGUAGUCUUCUCCUGGGACCAGUGGCAGCUGCUUAGCCCUACUCAAAUGAGUUUAUACAGAGAUGUGAUAUUGGAGAACUGCAGCAGCCUUGUCUUCUUUGGUAAUCAAACCACCAAACCUGAUGUAACUUUCAAGCUAGACCAGCAAGAGUCACAGAUAAUGGGUGAAGAAUGCCUAAGUCAAAACUUUUUAGAGAUCUGGCUAGACAGUUAUUCUGAACUAUGGCCUCAAGAUAAACAAGACAAGCCUAAAAGGAUGGAGAGAGGCAAUGGAGAUAAUGUUUUGGAGGAAACAUGCCAGUCAAGCAUGAACUCUGUUUAUUUAGAAAUGAGAUUCCAUAUAUGUGGUACAUGUGGAAAGAAUCUAAAAAGUCUUUUAAAUUUUUUUAUUCCAAAAGGUAACCAUGUAAGAAAAAAAAAAAGUAAAGUCAGUAAGAAAUUAUUAUUUUAUCUAAAAUUUGACAAACCCCACAGUAAGAGAAAAUCCCAUGAUUGUAAUAAGUACAGAAAAGCAAACAGUAAUGAGUCACAGCUCGUUACAAAGCAAAGAACACAUUCAGGAAUCUUUUUAUGUAUGGAAUGUGGUAGAAUUUUUAACAAGAAAUCGCAGCUUAUUGUACACCAGAGAAAUCACACAGGAGAGAAGCCCUGUCAGUGUGGGAAAACUUUUGCACAAAAGUCCCCGCUUGCUCUUCACCGAAAGACUCACUCAGGGGCUGAACCAGAUGGUUGUGAUGGACGUCAGAAAGCUGUCAGUGGGAAGACCCUGGACAUUCAGCACAGAACUCAUACUGGACAGAAGCCCUAUACACGUGGAAAAGCCUACAGCAGGAAACCACAGCAAAACAGGCAGGUGAUGAUUCACACAAUACAUAAACCUUAUCGUUGCAGUCAUUGUGGGGAAGCUUUCUCUCAGAAAUUGAAACUUAUCAUUCAUCGAAGAACACAUCCAGGAGAAAAACCCUAUAAAUGUAGUGAGUGUAGAAAAGCUUUCUUUUGGAAUGCACAACUCAUUACUCAUCGGAGGUCACCUAGAGGGAAGAAACCUUAUGUAUGCAGUGAAUGUAAAAAAGCCUUCAGGACGAACUCACUUCUCAUUAGGCAUCAAAGGAUUCACCCGGGAGAGAAACCACAUAGAAGCAGGGAAUGUGGUGAGGCCUUCAUCGGAAAGCCACAACUUGCUAAACAUCACAGGACCCAUACAGGAGAGAAGAAAUGUUAUAACUUUGAAGAAGUUUUUUUCAAGAAGUCAAAGCUAAUGAGACAUCAAAAAAGUCACUUAGGGGAAAAGCCGAAUAAGUGUGCUGAGUUUGGAAAAAUAUUUCCUGAAAAGUCACAGCUCCUGACACAUCAAAAAAGCCACUCAGGAGAGACACCACAUAGGUGUGCUGAGUGUGGAAAAACAUUCCCUGGAAGGUCAUCGCUCCUGACACAUCAAAGAACUUACACUGGGGAGAAACCUUACAAAUGCAAUCUGUGUGGAAGGGCCUUCUCCCAGAGGUCAAGCAUAAUAACACACUAGAGAACACACACGGGUGAGAAACCCUUCAAAUGUGGUGACUGUAGGAAAGCCUUCACUGAGAAGUCGAACCUCCUUCAUCACAAGAGAACUCACACUGGGGAAAAGCCCUUUGGAUGCAGUGACUGCGGGAAAGCCUUCGCAUGGAAGCCACAUCUCCUUCAGCAUCAGAGAAUUCACACAGGGGAGAAACCCUUUGAGUGCAGUGAGUGUGGGAAAGCAUUUGUUCAAAAGGUGCAACUCCUUAAGCAUCAGAGACACCAUACAGGAGAGAAGAUCUAUAAAUGCAGUGGUUGUGAAAAAGCUUUUUUUGAGAAGACACAGCUUACGAUCCAUCAGAAAAUCCAUACGGGAGAGAGACCUUAUACUUGUGGUGAAUGUGGGAGAUCUUUCACUAGAAACUCACAUCUAAUGAGGCAUAAGCCAAUUCAUACAAGAGAUAAGUGCUAUAGGUGUAGUCAGUGUGGUAGUAUCUUCAACAAGAAGUCACACCUUAUCAGACAUCAAAAAGAUCAUAUAAUAAAGGCCAUAUAAAUGCAGGGAGCUUGGAUAGAUGCUGCUAGAUUCAGAUGUCCCCCUAACACUUCUGGAGAAUGUUCAAAAGAGUCUAUCAAGACCAUGACUGCUGAAACAGCUUUAGGAGUUGGGAAUCAGAAUGAAAAAAGGAGGCUGUUUGUAGAGGUAGACGAUAUGAAAAUAAGUUUUCCCAGAAGCCACAGCUUAGUGCACUUGAGAUAAGUUAUCAUGGUAACAAUGGUUUCAGUACUUCUAGAGAGAGUACUAGAGCCUCUAGUUACAAGUAUUAGACAGGAGAAAAGCUGUGAUUGCAAGUGAGCCAGAGACCUCAUCUGAAAGGGAUAACCCAUCGACCACUAAAGAAAGCUAACAAAGGGUACUCUGAGUAAGAGUUCAGACUGAUUAUUCAAGGAGUGUAGUUAGUGGGAUCCUACUCGAGUGAUUUUUGUGGGGGAGUUGUGUUCAUUAUAUAUGAAUUACUGUAAAAAGUUGUCUGUCGGGGCUGGUGAGAUGGCUCAGCGGGUAAGAGCACUGACUGCUCUUCUGAAGGUUCUGAGUUCAAAUCCCAGCAACCAUACAUAUGGUGGCUCACAACCACCCGUAAUGAGAUCUGACGCCCUCUUCUGGCGUGUCUGAAAACAGUUACAGUGUACUUAAGUAUAAUAAUAAGUAAACCUAAAAAAAAAAACAAAAACAAAGUUGUCUAUUUUA
This is a messenger RNA of Mus caroli (Ryukyu mouse), 2781 nucleotides long. It is a transcript of the gene Znf605, whose product is annotated as zinc finger protein 605. Gene Ontology annotation, biological process: regulation of DNA-templated transcription. Lineage: Eukaryota; Metazoa; Chordata; Mammalia; Rodentia; Muridae. The record is from RefSeq and is a predicted model, not a curated record.